Molecule: messenger RNA, 363 nt
Organism: Cooperia oncophora
Lineage: Eukaryota; Metazoa; Nematoda; Chromadorea; Rhabditida; Trichostrongylidae
Source: the annotation of a GenBank genome assembly
AUGAAAGCUUUGGUUCAAGCACUGUGGUUACUCACAACUGCCGUUGGCGACUCUAUUAUCGUGCUCAUCACAGCACUUGAUUUGUUCUCAAAUAUGGCGACGGAAUUCUUUGCAUACGCUGGAGCGAUGUUCGUGGUUAUUUCUAUAUUCGCAAUGAUGUCAAUCUUUUACUAUGAAUACAAUUACUACACACAAGAGAAACCCGACGUACAGACAACUGAUGACGAGUUAGAACCAAAACACGGGCUUUUGGACGAUAUAACGCACAGAUUGAGAUCUUUCUCGAUUGAUCCUCAUGACGGAGAAUAUGCAUGGGCAGUAGAGGCGCGGCUAGACGACUAUAUUCCAGAUGAAAGGUUCUAG